Molecule: messenger RNA, 1931 nt
Organism: Saccostrea cuccullata (small rock oyster)
Lineage: Eukaryota; Metazoa; Mollusca; Bivalvia; Ostreida; Ostreidae
Product: actin-related protein 6-like
Exons: 13
Coding region: 66-1292 (408 amino acids)
Cellular component (GO): Swr1 complex
Molecular function (GO): DNA binding; nucleosome binding
Source: RefSeq, a predicted model, not a curated record
AAGCGCUACUUUUCAGCUUGUCGUAAACCGUGUGUUUAGUUCGAAAAACCUCGGGUCAUGUUUUGAUGAUGGCGACAGUGGUGUUAGACAAUGGAGCGGGCACAGCUAAAGUGGGGUAUGCCACAGAUAAAGAACCGAGUUGUGUAGCUGUUGGACCAGCACUUGAGGAGAAAGAAGAGCAUGAAGCUUACGAAAUUGGAGAGACAUUCAUCAAUAAAACUUUUGGCUACAGAGGAGUUAUAUUUGGACAAAAUCCUGCCACUCUUCACAUAACAGAACCACCAGAACAAGGUCUAGACAGUAUAAAAACAGGUGGCUUCCUAGGAGGCAGGAAGAAAGAGAAGAAACAUAAGUAUUAUCAUGUAUUGUGUGACGAGAGAGAUAUUCGCAGGAAUGAUGUUAGUGUCCAAAGAACUUAUACUGCAAGUGAUGUUACAAACAAAAUGAGUAAAUUUUUAGUCCAUGUUAGAGGUGUUGAUUUAGUUCCUCACGAGGAUAUUCUGCCCUACCAGAGCACAGAAAAUCCCAUCAUAGACAACAAACUGUUCUCUAAAUGGCAGAAUAAUACAGCUGCAUUCAUUGAGGAGAUCAGUACGCUUUCCUUUAUGAGAAUAACCAGUGUCUUUCAAGAAACCACGGAAAAUGUCCGUGUAACUGUGAUGCCAUUUUAUUUGAAGAAACAAUUGAUGGUAAUGGAUGAAACAUACGUAAUAAAUCAAGUGAAGGAAGAUGUGUGUUAUGUAUCUACUCAAUUCAUGAAAGAUAUGGAAACUGCCAAAAAGAGAGGUAAAGAGAACACAAUAGCCCGGGACUAUGUCCUGCCUGACUACACCCACAUCAAGAGGGGAUACGUCCGACCCCAGGAGGAAACCACGGGGAGGGCCAAGGACGGAGAGCAGAUAAUUCGUAUGAACAAUGAGAGGUUUGCCAUACCAGAGCUGCUGUUUCACCCAUCAGAUGUAGGGGUACAGGAGAUGGGGGUGGCUGAGGCCCUAGUGUACGCCAUCAGCACUCUGCCUGAAGAGAUGCGGCCUCAUAUGUAUUCUAACAUUGUAUUGACUGGUGGAAAUUGUUUACUACCAGGCUUCUCUGAGAGAUUUUAUGCUGAUGUAAGAAGUAUGGCACCUGAAGAAUAUGACAUCUCAACUAAAAUGCCGAGCAAUCCAGUAACUUAUGCGUGGGAAGGUGGGAGGAUGCUAGCUAAUACUGAGGAAUAUAAGAAAAUGGCCAUCACCAGGGAGCAGUACGAAGAACAUGGUCACAGUAUUUGUGCUGAAACUUUUGAUAUCUGACAAUCAACUGAAGAGUUCUGUGAAGGAAAUAAUUUGUUCAGGUGAACAACUCUAAACCACCAAUAGAAAAUGUGAGCUUUGACUCUGAAAUACUGGAAGAAUCCAAAGUAGAAGCAAAAUGUCUUUCAGGAAUACCCCGAAUAGUAAGAACCUCUUUCCAUGAUGUUAAAGAUAAAAACUCAGAAGAAUGUGUGAUUUUAUCAAGUACUGUCUGGAAGUACUGUUCAAGGUAGUAAUAGUAUUGUAAAUGAAUUGUAAUUUUUUAUGAUGAACAGUGUGCUUAAAUAUCUUUUUGAAACAAUGUAUUUUACUUUAAAAAAAAUAUCGAAUAAGUUUCCCGUUUGUAAAGGGGACCAAAAGGAUACUGAAAGUCUGAGAAAAUUACAGAUUGGAAGGUAUUUGCUUGUUAACAUCUUAGAAAAUAGCUUAAUUGCAUGGAUAAAAUUUGUUUAUAUAGGAUGAAAUUCCACAAUGUGUUCAGUUCAUUAUAUGGUACAUAUACAUGUAUAUCAAUUUGAUUUUUUUUUUGUGAAAAAAUGGUUGCAAUUAUUGUCACACAGUAAUUUUUUGAUGUAAAUCUAAUAAAUGUGGCAAAGAAUCUACAUGGAAACACAAAAUAAAUUUAAAAAAUGGUAAAAA